GAUUUUGGGAUUUAAUUUUUUUAAUUUGUUUUGUGCAGAUAUGCUUCAUCGUGAAGGAGCGUCUACAGUACGACCACCUCUCUUGGAUGGAUCAAAUUACUCUUACUGGAAAUCGAAGAUGAAGAUGUUCAUCAAGUCCGUUGAUGAACGAGCUUGGCGUGCUAUCGUGACUGGUUGGACCCCGCCCAUGGCUAAAGGAACGGAUGGUAUGCAAACGGUAAAAUUAGAAGAAACAUGGACUAAUGAAGAGAUAUUACUUGCCAAUUACAACUCAAGGGCGAUAAACUCAAUUUUCAGUGGCGUUGGUGACAAUCAGUUCAAACUGAUAGCAUCGUGUGAAUCAGCAAAAAGGGCAUGGGAGAUCCUACAAGUGACAUAUGAAGGCACAUCAACUGUUAAAGCAUCUAAGCUGCAGAUGCUAGCCACGAGAUUUGAGAGUCUUCAUAUGGAGGAGGACGAGACGAUUGCUGAUUUCCAUGCUAAGCUGUGUGAUAUUUCAAAUGAAUCGUAUGCACUAGGUGAACAAUACUCGGAAACAAAGUUGGUAAGAAAGGCACUACGUUCAUUACCAGAAAGAUUCGCUUACAGAGUUGCAGCAGUCGAAGAAGUGAGAGAUAUCAAUACGCUAAAGCUAGAUGAACUCAUGGGUAAACUGCAAACCCAAGAAAUGAAUUUUAGAGCAAAUAUUCGAGAAAAGAAAAAGGUGAAGAAUGUGGCAUUCCAAGCUGAAGCUUCCCAUGGCAUCUCACAAGGCCAAACAUUUCAUGAGUGUGACAUUGAUGUUGAAGAAUCCUUAGCAAUUAUGUCAAAUAACCUCGAAAGCCUGCGUCAAAAAAUUGAAAAUAGAGAAAAUUCCUCUCAAUCAGGUAAGUCUGUUAACCCUAACAAAUUUAAAAAGUUUUCUAAUAAUGGUUAUUUUGGUGAUGCAAAGUCUAGGAGAAAGCAAUGUCGAGAGUGUGAGGGUUUUGGACAUAUUCAGGCCGAGUGUGCGAACACUUUGAAGAAAAACAAGAUGUCACUCACCACUGUUUGGAGUGAUAAAGAGGACAGUGAUGAGGAUGAGAACAGCAAAGGAGAUCAAACCACUAACUUUAUGGCAUUCAGUGGUACUACUUCGAUGAGCAGAACCGAGGGAACUGUUGCAACAGUCUAUCCGAUAGAUUUCAGGUAUGAUGAAUUAUCUUUAAAUAAGGACAAUAGUCUGACUUCACCAUUUAAUUUUGCAGGUGAAUCUGAGAGCAGUAGUGAUGAUGAAGAGCCAACCCUCGAAGAGGUGAAAGAUGUAUAUGAAAAAAUGUACCGGAAGUGGCUUGAAGUAUCUGAGGUAAAUAAGCGCCUUGAAAAUGAUAAGCAUGUUCUCAUAGAGGAAAAUAAAGUGUUGAAGGUAAGAAUUUCUACUCUUGAACAAAAUGUUAUUUCUUCUAGUAGAGAUAUAGAUAGCUUGAAGGCUAAAUUUGCUCAAACCCAAGAUGUUAUUUCUAAGUUUAAUACUGGUAGAGUAACUUUGAAUGAAAUUUUGAACAAAAAUCAGCCGAACUACUGUCGUUUAGGUAUAGGGGGUAACCAACUAUCUACUGGUGGAUCGAAACAGAAAGAAUCACAAACUGUUGCGACAGUUGCACCGACACAGCCAUUUCAAAGAAGAGUUUUUGUUCCUACCUGUCAUUUUUGUCAUGUUCCUGGUCAUAUACGACCCAGGUGUUUUAAGUACUUGAAAAUGUCGGAUUUUUGGGGAUUGCGUUUAUCGUGA
This is a messenger RNA of Erythranthe guttata (spotted monkey flower), 1750 nucleotides long. The record is from RefSeq and is a predicted model, not a curated record. Lineage: Eukaryota; Viridiplantae; Streptophyta; Magnoliopsida; Lamiales; Phrymaceae.